ACGUGAAAGUCAGACCAAAAAGCCAAUGGCACAGGGUGUCAUAUCAAUGGCAAAUAGCUAGAUAGAUGUCCUUUUUAAAAUAAUCGUGUGCUGGCAGUAAAAUUGACUGGGUUUUCCCUUAAUGGGAGUAUACUAGUAGCAGUAAUAAUUGUCGUGGUAAUGGUAGCAGUGCUUGUGUUCCGUGACAAAUGCCCUGGCGCUAGCUACAGAACGUGACAGGAACGACUAUGCAAUAGCUAUCGCUACUGUUGCAUUUGCUAACUAUGCGUCAGAUUGAAUUUAUUCAUUGCACCUCUUAUGUUCUUUUUUCCAGCAAAUACGUCAGUCUUUCUCGUGCGGUUUUCACCCUCUGUCACCUGCAUGGAUACUGGCAUCUGGAGGAAAAGAGAUACAAUGAUCGAAGGCUUUACGGAUGUAGGAUAUCUGUCAAUGUUACAAGAUGGCAAUUUGAGACAGAUAUCAUCGAGAUUGGACAAUUCAUUUGCGUCGUUCAAGGGCUACGGUUCUUCCCUGCGGCUUGCCGUCUCUUCUACCAUCGAUUGGGUGGCAGCUGCUGCUGUCUGUCAGUCGUCAGUCAGCCAUUCACUCAGUCAACGAGAAGGGGUUUUGAGGACGAUGAAGUCUUUUCAGAGGAACAAUGAAAUACCAAAAUACUACGAUACCGAAGAAGCAGCAUGUUUGCCGCUUCUAUUUUUAACCUGAUACACCCCGCGCCUCUUGGCCACCCCCGCCCUAUUCCCUUUUGCUUCUUUCCAUUUCCUACUAGAUAGAAUCAAAGUCUCGGCCAAGGUUGUAAUAUACUCCCGACCCAGAACUCAGAUGCGUGUGUAAAAUCGUUGCAAUAGCAUGAACAAUAUAAGACUUGCUAGCAAACAAUUUGAUGACUAAAGAAGUUCUCUAUCAAUUUCAAUCAAAUGAAUUUUGUUUUCAAUAGUGUGUAUGAACAUGUUGAAACGAUGCUGUCCUCUUUCACAUAUGUGUGCCUCAUUUCAAUGUUUCACAUGUACUAGAUUAAAUUUUCACAUCUAUCUAUAUGAAAUUAAAUUAUUAAAACACUAUCGCUAAGUAGAGAAUUUCGCGUUCUAAUAAUUUAAUUUCGUAUAGAUUUCAACGUGUACUACAGGGCAGACAGAUGACGUCUUUGGGGCA
This is a messenger RNA of Varroa destructor (honeybee mite), 1149 nucleotides long. RefSeq lists its product as uncharacterized. The record is from RefSeq and is a predicted model, not a curated record. NCBI's taxonomy places the organism in Eukaryota, Metazoa, Arthropoda, Arachnida, Mesostigmata, Varroidae.